AUGGCUAAGUCUAGAUUUGAAUACGUCAGAGAAUUUGAGAACCAUGAAAGGCUGCUACCCGAAUGUUAUAUAGUGGUGAGGAUAGACGGGAAGAAGUUCCACGAGUUUUCAAAGUUUUAUGAAUUUGAAAAACCCAAUGAUUUAAAUGCUCUCAAGUUGAUGAACGCUAGCGCGAAGAAUGUGGUCCUACACUAUAAAAAUGACAUUAUUUUGGCAUACGGUGAAAGCGAUGAGUACUCCUUUAUUUUGAGACAGAACAGCACGCUUUACAACAGGCGAACUGACAAAAUUUCAACUCUUUUCGUCUCGCUGUUUACCUCGAAUUACGUUGCUUUAUGGACCAAGUACUUUCCUCAGAAAGGAUUGGACAUCAAACACCUACCGUUCUUUGAUUCAAGAUGCGUUACGUACCCAAAUUUGAAAGCGAUAAAGGACUAUUUAAGCUGGAGGUUCGUGGACACACAUAUAAACAAUUUGUACAAUACAGCAUUUUGGAUGUUGAUAAAAAAAUGCGAUUUAACCACGGAAGGUGCUGAGGAGAGAUUAAGAGGAACUUUAAGUAAAGAAAAGCACGAAAUACUUUUUUCUGAAUGUGGCAUUAAUUAUAAUGAUGAACCGGAAAUGUACAAAAAAGGGUCCUUGAUUACAAGGAAAGGUGAAAUUCUUCACGAAGAUGUAAUUAAACAGAUAGAGCACUUUUUUGAGGGAUUUUAG
Molecule: messenger RNA, 714 nt
Organism: Zygotorulaspora mrakii
Lineage: Eukaryota; Fungi; Ascomycota; Saccharomycetes; Saccharomycetales; Saccharomycetaceae
Gene: THG1
Product: tRNA guanylyltransferase
Exons: 1
Coding region: 1-714 (237 amino acids)
Biological process (GO): tRNA modification
Molecular function (GO): magnesium ion binding; tRNA guanylyltransferase activity
Source: RefSeq, a predicted model, not a curated record